AUGUAUCCUAGAAAAGAGAACAUCGAUCUAGCAUUGCACCUACACAAAGGCGAAUUAAGCGAGCGCGCUCGACGGAUAACAGGUAAAGCCAACGCCUCGAGCUACGCCGCAGACCUCACAGCAGAGGAAAUCAAACCCGGCGCCCCCCUGAACGUCAUCGCAAACAGGCGAGGCGACAACCAAGUCAGCUACAAUCGUUUGGACAGGCUGGGUGCCAACUGGACAACAGUUGAUCUUCCGCAUGACUGGCGUAUCCACGAACCUCCAUCGCCGAACCGACCGGAGAGCAUCAAGCCCGGUUUCCAGUUAGCGUACCAGGGGUAUUACCAUCCGGGUGUCGCAUACUACCGCAAAACGCUUGACUGCGAGGAUCUUGCGGACCCCGCGGUCGACGGACCAGGCUGA
This is a messenger RNA of Aspergillus calidoustus, 405 nucleotides long. The record is from the annotation of a GenBank genome assembly. NCBI's taxonomy places the organism in Eukaryota, Fungi, Ascomycota, Eurotiomycetes, Eurotiales, Aspergillaceae.